This is a messenger RNA of Momordica charantia (bitter melon), 681 nucleotides long. Its product is annotated as bidirectional sugar transporter SWEET5. Gene Ontology annotation, molecular function: sugar transmembrane transporter activity. Lineage: Eukaryota; Viridiplantae; Streptophyta; Magnoliopsida; Cucurbitales; Cucurbitaceae. The record is from RefSeq and is a predicted model, not a curated record. Gene Ontology annotation, biological process: carbohydrate transport. Gene Ontology annotation, cellular component: membrane.
UUACAUCUGGUUUGGAAUGUUUUAUCUUUUGGUUUGUUUAUGUCUCCCAUCCCCACGUUCACCGCUAUAAUAAGGCGAAAUGCCGUAGAAGAUUUCAAGCCAGAUGCUUACUUAGCCACGGUUCUCAAUUGCGCCAUGUGGGUGUUUUACGGCAUGCCCUUCGUUCAUCCUGACAGUAUCCUCGUUGUCACCAUCAAUAGCAUCGGUCUCUUCACUGAGAUUGUCUACGUUUCCAUUUUCUUCACCUACUCCCCAUGGUCUAAGAGAAAGAAGCUAUUGAUUUUUCUUCUCUGCGAAGCUAUCUUCUUUGCUUGUGUUGUGGUUAUCACGAUGAAAGUGUGGCACACUACCAAAGAGAGAACUUUUUUCGUUGGUAUUAUUUGCAUCAUCUUCAACAUAUGCAUGUAUACCUCGCCAUUGACAAUUAUGCGUCUAGUGAUCAAAACAAAGAGCGUCAAAUAUAUGCCAUUUACUCUCUCACUAGCUAGCUUCUGCAAUGGAAUCAUUUGGGCUGUUUACGCUCUACUCAAAUUCGAUCCCAAUGUUUUGAUUCCGAAUAGUUUGGGAGCACUUUCUGGGUUGAUACAGCUGAUUCUGUAUGCCACUUACUAUAGAACGACAAAAUGGGAGGAAGACGACAUCCCGAGGACUUCAGCAGUGCAAAUGAACGACGUCGUUUAG